Liolophura sinensis is the source of this 2954-nucleotide messenger RNA. RefSeq lists its product as uncharacterized. The record is from RefSeq and is a predicted model, not a curated record. Bases 2 to 2203 code for a protein of 733 amino acids. NCBI's taxonomy places the organism in Eukaryota, Metazoa, Mollusca, Polyplacophora, Chitonida, Chitonidae. Gene Ontology annotation, molecular function: acyltransferase activity, transferring groups other than amino-acyl groups; NAD+ poly-ADP-ribosyltransferase activity. The transcript has 19 exons.
UAUGGCGACCGGCGUAACUAGUGACCAUGUGAGAAGCGAAGGAAUUGAAAUGACACAAAAAUCACUAGACUGUUCGCGAAUCGCGAUGAGUCCUCCAUCAGAAAACGCUGUCGGUGGCAAUGAUAUUUUAGGGUCACAAGAGGUCACGUGUAACACCCUCAGUUCUCAACUGGCAGGUACCUUAAACUUUGCAAACAAAAAUGGACAAUCGAUUUCUGCAUUCCCAAUAAUUGUGGAUUUCCGGCGCCUAAUUCAGGCUGUCAAAGAACUCUGCAAACGGCAGCAGCAUUAUUCCUGGGCGAACGGCUGUGCAGAGAGCCUCAACACAUUUGACAAGGGCAGGUUGCUGCAUCAGACAACUAACCAAGAACUACUGCAUGCUGUGGUCGGCCUAUUUGAUGUGUCUCUGUCAGAGAUGACUGCUGAUGUGUUAUACGCAAGUGUGUGUGACAAAUGGGCAAAAACUAUCCUACUUAUCCAAGACCUGAAAGAAGCAAUUAAGGCCUUGGAGGAGCGGAAAAAUAGACCAAAAAAAACAGAGGAAGAACAUAAACCAGAGAGUGAAGAAGAGGACAAAGAAACUGGCCCCGAGUGUUCUGACGUAAAGGAAUGUGUGCAGGAGGAUGUGUAUGAACCUGAGGAGUCUCCAGCCAGUCUCUUCGCAGAGGUAUUCAGUGAUACGGAGUCAGAGGAAGAAGAAGACGAUGAGAGCGACGAUGAAGAUUUUUCCAAAGGAAUACACAGCUUCAUCAAAUCGGUGUCAGAAAGAAAACAAAUCAGAGAGAAGAGUCAGUGUAUUGAAUCCAGUCACGUGGGAAUAGAAAACAGAAUUGUGGGCUGUCUUACCUUCGAGAAAAAGUAUAUUAACCACACUGUCAAGGUUGUGCAUCUGACGCUUCUCACCGUUCGACGGAGGUGUAGAAAAUUUGGUAUUGGUCGAUAUCUGAUGAAGCAAGUUUUAGAUCCCUCUGUUGUUGGACCUUAUGAUGCCGUCGUGGUUCAUGCAGACAAUGGAGCCCUGGACUUUUUCCAGCGUUGUGGAUUCUCAGACGAUGUUGUAUUGAACAGCCGGUGGAGUGAGUUAGCUGAACAGUUUACCAACUGCACGUUGAUGUGCUACCUACCAGGUUUUUCAGACCCAACAUUUCCAGGUGAAUUGAUGGAAAAGUGCAAAAGUCUUAUAGAAUUGGACAAGGAGAUGAAAAACUGGAAGGAGAAGAGUGUGGAGGCGUACCAAGCUCAGGUGACAUGUCACAUGAGGAUGAGACAGGAGAUUCUGCAGCUUCACAAACUGGCCAUGUCUCAAAGAUCUUUUAUUGAUGAAUUGACUCAACAGAAUGAGAAACUGUACAAAGAGAAGUUGACAUUAGGUCAAGAUUUGCUGGACUCACGGAUGGACAGUAUUGUAUCAACAGUUAAGGGACCCCAUCAUCAGUAUCCUAUACCUGCUGAUGGGGAGGAUGGUGAAGAUGUUGACACCCACAGCGUGAUGCGGGAACUAGAACGGCGUGUGGAGAUGAUUGACAUGAUGAGGCGCUCCCGACAGCGUAACCCGCUCCUAGACACUGACGGAGGACGCAGCUACAGAGCUGCUGAGGAAGCAUUUGUACGUAGCCAAGUAGAACCAUAUGAUCACACGCAGGACGCAGCUGACUUCUACUCCAUCACAGAGCGGUUUAAAACUAAGAUGGCGGCUGACAAGUCACUUACAGAGAGCUAUGAGGUCUCCAUGAUCACAAAGGCCUGUCUGAGCCGUGAAGCAGAGUCUAACUUCUGGCUGUGCCUUGCCACCAUGGUGGAUCCAUCCUGCAGCGUGCAGCUGUACUACUGUGGUUCAGCAGACACCCCAAACAGACUCCAGGCGAUUCUCAAAGAUGGCUUCUCAAGGGCAGAUUUUUCUCAAGGCAGUUAUGGACAAGGAAUUUACUUUUCUGAGUAUCCCUCCAAAGCUGCUAAAUUUUCAGUGACAGGGAAACUAAUUCUAGCUGAUGUCGUUAUUGGGAAACAUAAGUCAUUGUUUGAUGUGAACCCAGAUUUGAAAUCUCCUGGCACAGGGUUUGAUUCUGUUCUGUGCCCUGGUCGUCUAUCUACCCAAAGAGCUAAUAACCAAGAUCCCAACACUGAAGAGUUCAUAAUAUUUAACUCAUCACAGGCUAAGCCUCUAUGUUUAAUUUCCUAUCAGGCUGUUAAAACAAAGGUUUGACCAAUUCAAUAAUUUAGGAAGGAAUAAUUUACACAGUUAUAAAGCCAUCUGAUAUAAAGCCACUCCAUUUCAUCAGUAUUUUUUCGCAACAUAAAUGUGUGUGCAGGUGUGUGUGUUUACACAAGUGUGUGUGUUUACAUAAGUGUGUGUUUACAUAAGUGUGUGUUUACACAGGUGUAUGUGUUUACAUAGGUGUGUGAGUUUACAUAAGUGAAUUACUAACCAGUAUAUUUUAAAAAAGUUCCUGCAUUGAAAUCCUUUGAAUCAUCUUGCAAGUUUCUUUUAAUCUGUAUUGUUAGUCUUUAAACUUGUUACAUAUACCGUAGAGACUUUUGUAUUCGUAAAUUCAGCAGAUCUUCAGUUGAUGUACACUAUCCAUGUCAUCAAAUCUGUCUUUGAACACUGGUUGAAGAUUGUCAAGCUUUCAGGUUUGCUAAUUUAAAUGUUACAAUUUUAUCAUUUAUUGUCGCCCAGGAAGGUGGUCUGUCAGUGUCAAGAGGCAAAUUGUCUUCUGGUGUAGUAUUGAUUGUUUUAGCCUGUUUUUAUUGAAUGUCUGUAGUCAUCUGAUCUACUUAUUCAUUUAGUAUCAGUUGGGCCAUAUUUAACACAUGGGAUAUAUUUAUCAUAUGGCCAUAUUUAUGACGGACCAUAUUUAUCAGAAUGGCCAUAUCAUUUAUCAUGUGGGUCACAUUAUUUAUCAUGUGGGUUAUAGUACAUAUCAUAUCGGCCAAAGCAUGUAUCACACCGGGCA